This is a messenger RNA of Hypoxylon trugodes, 1040 nucleotides long. RefSeq lists its product as uncharacterized. The coding region runs from base 224 to 808 and encodes 194 amino acids. The transcript has 2 exons. Gene Ontology annotation, cellular component: preribosome, large subunit precursor; nucleolus. Gene Ontology annotation, biological process: intracellular mRNA localization; ribosomal large subunit biogenesis. NCBI's taxonomy places the organism in Eukaryota, Fungi, Ascomycota, Sordariomycetes, Xylariales, Hypoxylaceae. The record is from RefSeq and is a predicted model, not a curated record. Gene Ontology annotation, molecular function: mRNA binding.
ACUUGUAGGCAAGAAUGCAAGCUAAGACGGGGGCGAUUGACCAACCACAGCGAAGUGAAUUACUGAAUUUGGGGCUUUUAGUGCCCCACCUGUAGGUACUGACUUUGCACUGGCCUAGCCCCCCUCUAUCGAUAAGAUGCGACCCCAAAAAUAUUUCUGUAGGUUCUAAACUUUACAAACUUCAAUUCAAGUUGCGUCUCGUCGCAACCAACAACAACACAAGAUGGCGCCUUCAAGAACGAGAACAGUCAAAAACAAGCAUGCGGCGAAUAAGUCCGGAAUCAGCUCUAGCAAAUCUUCGAAAAGCGGCCCCUCGGAUGGCGUUUCCAAGCCGAAACGAAAAGGCGCGCCUCUUUCGAAGCAAGUGAGAACCAAAAACGCUGCCGACUUGUUGAAGAAGAAAAAGAAGAAGGUCUACACAGAGAAAGAGCUUGGUAUUCCGGAAUUGAAUAUGGUGACGCCGAUUGGUGUUACAAAGCCCAAAGGGAAGAAAAAGGGCAAGGUUUUCGUGGAUGAUAAGGAAAGCAUGAGCACAAUCCUUGCCAUGGUGCAAGCAGACAAGGAAGGCGAAAUCGAGUCCAAGAUGAUCAAAGCCCGACAAAUGGAAGAGAUUCGAGAAGCGCGAAGAGUAGAAGCAGAAAAGAAGGAAGACGAAAAGAAGACGAAGCUCGACCAGACCAAGGAGUCGCUUAGAAAAAAGAGGAAGAGAACGAACAAACCCGACGGUGAUGAUUAUGAAAUCAAGGAUGUCGCAUUAGCGGGUACGAAGGCCGCGAAACCGAAAAAGAAGAGGGUAUCAUUUGCAUAGAGGAUUUUGGACGAGAUUAUAAGCAGUUAACCGGCGUUCUGGCGUUGAUUCGGAUUACCUCCGAGGAAAAGCACGACCAUUCAUAGAUGAGCCCAUAGCAUCAAAGCGUUUUCGUGAUACCCCAAGAUGAGGACAAAUUUCCAGGCCUACCUUAUGUGAAUUGGACUUCAUUUCGCUAUUCGCGUACAAAUGAGAGGUUUGGGGCUAUCAUGUUUGCCUCAUUGCGUAUGAC